CUUUUGACUUUUUUUAAAAAGCAGUUUUUUCCUCCCAUACAGCAGUUGCGUAUUUUUGGAUCUCUCGCCGUGGAGCAGUGACAAGAGGUUGCUCAACUUUUGAUGGAAAACAAGAGGUCGGGCGACUGCUGACUUUAAAGGUGAUAGUGAGCAGAGGUGCUGAGAAUGAUGGACCAUCUCAGCGAGGCGUGUUUGGGCAAGGAGAACUCUGACCUGGUCAACAGCAUGGCAGAGACCAAGGCCCCGCCGGCCAAGCUGCCCCGUCUGGAGCAGAACGGCAGCCCCCUGGGCCGGGCCAGGCUGGGCAGCACCGGGGCCAAACUAGCCGGGGUCCCGUACAAACCCACCGGCCACCUGCUGAAGACCUGCCACAAAAGAGGCAACAUGCUGCCUGUGUUCUGCGUGGUCGAGCACUACGAGAAUCCCAUGGAUUUUGACAGCAAGGAGGAGCACGCCGAGUUCGUCCUGGUACGCAAGGACAUGCUCUUCAACCAGCUCAUCGAGAUGGCCCUGCUGUCGCUGGGCUACUCCCACAGCUCAGCGGCCCAGGCCAAAGGUAUGAUUCAGGUGGGGAAGUGGAACCCCGUCCCCCUGUCAUACGUGACAGACGCACCGGACGCUACAGUGGCUGACAUGCUGCAGGACGUCUACCACGUGGUCACGCUUAAGAUCCAGCUGCACAGAAAUCUAGCCAGUAACACCUUAAAUUGUUUCGCCGAGCACAACGAGCCAGGAAGUUGUCCUAAGCUGGAGGACCUGCCGCCCGAGCAAUGGAGCCACUCUACAGUAAGAAACGCCCUCAAGGAGUUACUCAAAGACAUGAAUCAGAGCUCUCUGGCUAAAGAAUGUCCCUUAUCACAGAGUAUGAUUUCCUCCAUUGUGAACAGCACUUACUAUGCAAAUGUGUCGGCGGCGAAGUGUCAGGAAUUUGGGCGCUGGUAUAAACAUUUCAAGAAGACAAAAGAUAUGAUGGGCAUGCGCCAACCCUCCCAGCUGGAGGGCUACCUGGGGACGUGUGUCCUCCGUGAGAGCCCGCGUGCCAAUGCACUAGCAGAGAUGGAUGGUCUGUCCGACCUCUCUCCACCUGGCUCUAAUCACAGCCACAACCACAACCACAACCACCUGGGCUUCUCCCAGCAGCAGCAGCCCAUCCCCGGCAGCACAGCAGAGCAGACUCCUUCCUCGCCGGUGCCCCCGCUGCCCCACGCCCCGCCACCACACGGUGGCCAGACUGGCGGCCGACAGCCCCAGCUUCCCGGUCUGCACCACCCAGGCCUGGUGUCCACGCCCAUCAGCCCCCAGCUGGUCAACCAGCAGCUCGUGAUGGCACAGAUCCUCAACCAGCAGUAUGCAGUGAACCGGCUGCUGGCGCAGCAGUCCCUGUCGCAGCAGUACCUCAACCACCCACCUGUCAACCGCAACUCCCACAGCAAGCCCAUGGAGCCACAGGUGGCAUCAAACACAGAGGUGUCCGUCGAAAUUUACCAAUGGGUGAGGGAUGAGCUGAAGCGGGCUGGCAUCUCACAGGCCGUCUUCGCCCGUGUGGCCUUCAACAGAACCCAGGGCUUGCUGUCUGAGAUUCUGCGCAAGGAGGAGGACCCUAAGACAGCGUCUCAGUCGCUGCUGGUCAACCUGCGCGCCAUGCAGAACUUCCUGCAGCUGCCGGAGGCCGAGCGCGAUCGCAUCUAUCAAGAGGAGAGGGAGCGCAGCCUCACGGCAGCCUCGGCAAUGGGCGCCGCUCCUCUUAUCAGCACUCCACCCAGCCGACCUGUACAGCCCCGGAGGGAAGACUGUAACAGCGUAAGGCCCGAGGACUGGAAUCCCAGAAUCCCCGUGGGCAUUUCCCCUGUGAAACCGUCGCCUCUGCCCAGCGAGUGGAAUGGCAAAACCGAGAGCUGCAUCCUCAACAUCAACUCCACCAUCUAUGACGAGAUCCAGCAGGAGAUGAAGAGGGCCAAAGUGUCCCAGGCCCUGUUCGCAAAGGUGGCCGCCUCCAAGAGCCAGGGCUGGCUCUGUGAGCUGCUGCGUUGGAAGGAGGAUCCGUCUCCGGAGAACCGGACGCUCUGGGAGAACCUCUCCAUGAUCCGCCGCUUCCUGAGCCUCGCCCAGGUGGAGCGCGACGCCAUCUACGAGCAGGAGAGCAGCGCCGGGCAGCAGCAGCACCACAACGAGCGGCCGACGCACAUGAUGCACAUGUCCACGGACCAGCUACAGGCUCCGCCGCCCCAGUCACAGCAGCCCUCCCAACCCCUCUUGUCUCAGCAGCCCUUGCAGCAACUGCAGCCCACCACCGGCCCCCGGUUGCCGCCUCGCCAGCCCUCCACCGCCUCCCCGGCAGAGACGGAGGACGAGGGCAGCCGCGGAGGGGGCAUCAAGUCCCGCACCUGCGGAGGGAAGAUCUCCCUGGAGGCCCUUGGCAUCCUGCAGAGCUUCAUCCAGGACGUGGGCCUGUACCCUGACGAGGAGGCCAUCCACACCCUGUCAGCCCAGCUGGACCUGCCCAAGCUCACCAUCAUCAAGUUCUUCCAGAACCAGCGCUUCUACAUCAAUCAUCCAGCCAAGGCGCCCAAGGAGCCCAGCAACAACAACAACAACAACAACAACAGCAGCAGCAGCAGCAGCACCGCAGCCACCACCAACACCAACACCAGCAGCAGCAGCAGCAGCAGCAGCCCGGCCUUCGAGGAGGAGCUGACGGACUUCAGGGAGAGCGGAGAGCUGCUGAAGGAGCUGGACGACAGCACGCAGACCAACAGCACCAUCUUCUCCAUCAAGAUCGAGGAGCAGCUGGCCCGAGGCGCCGAGGCCCAGUCAGAGUCAGAGCACGAGGCCAAGGAGUAGGACUCUCGCCCGUCUGAACACAUACCGAGAGUUUUCUUGUGCACACACACAGACUGGUGACUGUGCUAAAUGUACCGCUCUGGCCGACACAGAACCACCACACUGCAAAUAAAGAAAAGUAGUGUUUUUAAUCAGUACAGCGUCUGGACUAUAUGAGGAGUGUUUAUAUAUAUCAGACUGACUAUGUGAAGUGAGUGCUCACACACUGGAAAGCCCAUUUCAGACUCAAGUACUACUUUUUGGAUUUUGUAAAACUUGUAUUAUUCACUGUAAAGACUGAUGCAUCAUUUAAAUAAUCUGCACAAAAAAUUAUUCUAAGUAUGUUGCCGUGGAUAUUUGCUGACUGCACUCUAUGUCUGUUGUUUUACACUGACUUACUUUAUCUUUUUGAGCUACUGAUUAUAUUUAAAAAGAAAAAAGUCCCCCUGGAGUUUGCUAGGACUUUGAUAGGUGUUUACGUAUGUGAUGUUUAACUGGAUUUGUUUUCUUUUCUUUUUUUUUUAAAAUAGCAAAUGAAAUCAAGGACCAAGUGGUUGACAAGGCCUUAAUUAUGAGGUAUCAAGUCUGGAGCCUGCUGGCAGAUUAGUUAUUCUUUUAAAAAGCGCAUAAUGUGAUUAUGGAUCACUCCAAACUCUGGAGCGCGAUCACCCAGCCCAGGUGAAUCUCCGAGAAUAGCUCAGUCUUUACAUAUUAUUUGUUAGGGAGGAAAUAUAAAUAUAUAUAUAUAGACAUUAUAUUGUAACUGUAAAAAAAAAUACAGUCUUAAAGAAACUAUGCCAACAAAUGCCUUGUACUAUACGGCACUGCCGAUGUUAGAUUAUUUUGCAAAACCUUUGUCACUGUAACUCUCUGAAUUGCCACACAGUUAGAAAUGUGAAUUACACCAUGUUUAUGUUGUCCGACAUUAUUUAUUUGCAGUUCAUGCAGUGUUUCUGAUGUAAUUACUUUUUUUAAAAAGUUUAUGUUGCGUAGAGCUUUUUUUAAAAUU
Molecule: messenger RNA, 3829 nt
Organism: Epinephelus fuscoguttatus (brown-marbled grouper)
Lineage: Eukaryota; Metazoa; Chordata; Actinopteri; Perciformes; Serranidae
Gene: satb1b
Product: DNA-binding protein SATB1
Exons: 14
Coding region: 166-2841 (891 amino acids)
Biological process (GO): chromatin remodeling; regulation of transcription by RNA polymerase II
Molecular function (GO): RNA polymerase II cis-regulatory region sequence-specific DNA binding; DNA-binding transcription factor activity, RNA polymerase II-specific
Source: RefSeq, a predicted model, not a curated record